Hippoglossus stenolepis (Pacific halibut) is the source of this 3549-nucleotide messenger RNA. RefSeq names its product fyn-related Src family tyrosine kinase (gene frk). Gene Ontology annotation, cellular component: extrinsic component of cytoplasmic side of plasma membrane. Gene Ontology annotation, molecular function: signaling receptor binding; non-membrane spanning protein tyrosine kinase activity; ATP binding. Gene Ontology annotation, biological process: cell differentiation; protein phosphorylation; cell surface receptor protein tyrosine kinase signaling pathway. The transcript is spliced from 9 exons. The coding region runs from base 125 to 1684 and encodes 519 amino acids. NCBI's taxonomy places the organism in Eukaryota, Metazoa, Chordata, Actinopteri, Pleuronectiformes, Pleuronectidae. The record is from RefSeq and is a predicted model, not a curated record.
GAUCACGGUGGAUGGUGAUGUGAGAAGCUGCUGGCUGCCAAUAGGCCUCGGAGGGGGGGGGAAGGUUUGAAGACAUGGACUGUGAAAGAGCAUCAACCUAAUGACCCGCAGUGAUUGACCGGCCAUGGAGGUCCAGAAGAGUCUGUCUGCGUGUUGGCGGAGGUUUCUGGCGUGUUUCAAGAAGCCGGGUCAGUCUAAGGGGGAGAGCGGGUCCGAGGACAAAGUCGGCGCGGUGAUAGUGAACCUCGCAGCCCAGAGCAGCGCAGCGCCCCCCGCCAAGAGGAAGAGCUGGCGGCCGGCGGACAACUCGGGGGACUUUUACAUCGCCCUGUACGACUACUCCGCUCGCACCGAGGAGGACCUCAGCUUCCAAACCGAAGACAUCUUAGAGGCUCUGGACAAAAGCACUGGUGACUGGUGGUUUGCCAAAGCCGUCACCGGCCUGUCCGCCUCCAAAAAGGGAUACAUCCCCGCCAACUAUGUGGCACCUGUGGAGAGUAUCGAUGCAGAACCAUGGUAUUUCCCCGACACCAAGCGUCAGGAUGCGGACAAGAUGCUGCUGGCUGGAGGGAACCGGCAUGGUGCCUUCCUCAUCAGAAACUCUGAGACCCAGACAGGAGACCUCUCCCUCUCAGUGCUGGACGGCGGGAAGGUGAAGCAUUACAAGCUGAGAAAAAGGGAGAAUGGUCAAUACUUUGUGUCGACGUCGAGAUGCUUUCCAACAAUUAAGGAGUUGGUAGAACAUUACUCCGAACAGGCUGAUGGCCUCUGUGUGCGUCUGGUUGAACCAUGCAAAAAGAUGGAGGCUCCACAGACUCAUGGUAUGUCCUACAACACAGUGGACCAAUGGGAAAUUGACCGCAACUCCAUCAAGCUGCUGAGGAAGCUGGGAGCGGGUCAGUUUGGUGAAGUCUUCGAGGGCAUCUGGAACGAAACCACAGCAGUCGCAGUGAAGACCCUCAAACCUGGUACCAUGGAUCCCGAUGACUUCCUGAGAGAGGCUCAGAUCAUGAAGAGGCUGCGGCAUGCCAAGCUGAUCCAGCUGUAUGCGGUCUGCACCAUGGAGGAGCCCAUCUACAUCAUCACAGAGCUGAUGAAGAACGGCAGCCUGCUGGAUUACCUCCAGAAGGAUAAAGGCAACACGCUAGCGAUCUCUGACCAGAUCGAGAUGGCUGCGCAGGUUGCAUCAGGCAUGGCGUUCCUGGAGUUGCAGAACUAUAUCCACAGAGACCUGGCAGCCAGGAACGUCCUGGUGGGCGAGAACAACAUCUGCAAGAUCGCCGACUUUGGCCUCGCCAGGGUCUUCAUGAAAGAGAAUGAGAAUGUGUACGAAGCCAAAGAGGGCACAAAGUUUCCGGUGAAGUGGACCGCUCCAGAGGCUAUCCAUGACAACAAGUUCACUAUAAAAUCUGAUGUAUGGUCCUUUGGAGUUUUGCUGUAUGAGAUCAUGACAUUUGGCCAGAUGCCGUACCCAGCCAUGACCAACUACCAAGUGGUCCAGCGGAUUCCCCAGGGCUACAGGAUGCAGUGCCCCCCGCACUGCCACAAAGUCAUGUACGACAUCAUGAUGGACUGCUGGAAGGAGAAUGAACAGGACCGGCCCACGUUCGAGACCCUGCAGUGGAAGCUGGAGGACUACUUCGACCUGGAUGUGACCUCGUAUGACGAUGCCAGCCGCUAUUAGCAAACCAACAUGUCUGGGACACAUUUGAGCGAAACAACAACAAAAAACUCUGAACGCAGCAAAACAAAAUCAUACUCGUAUGGAGACAAAUAUGGAGUUCCACUAAGUUUCAUGAAGUAACUCAUUGAAAUGUAAUAUAAAAGGAUCUAAAUGUUUGAUAUGCAUGUGAUAGAAUACUGUGACUGUAACUGGCACACAGUGAGGAAGCUUUUGCUUCCAAGUGUGCUUAGUUCCGACACUCCUGGUCUCACUUUGCAUGACAAAGGAAUGCACUUUCAGACAUUAAGCCUAGCUCUAAAUUAGUCCUUAAAUGCAGACCUCUUGCAGCACAAUCUGUCCAUCUGGAUGAACCUGUUCUUCUUGCACUCGGCAUAGCUCACAUUGUUUCCACCUGCAGAGCUUUACUGGAAGCUACUAGAGGGUGACUAAUACUUUGUGUCUUUGAUAGUGAGACUGAGGUGAGUCGAAGGUGCUGUCAUUUCAGCUCACUCGUGGUUGCAUAUGUACUGCGAGCAACCAAGUUUAUCUUUUUCUUUUUAUUCCAAUGUAGGCAACUGAAUUUGGCCCUGGCAGCCCAUUACAGCCCCACUAAAUGAAAACACAUUACCAAUCUCUUUAUUGACAAACUACAAAAAAAUGGCUUCAAUCUGUUCCAUUACAUAAUAUAACUUUCUCUCUCAAUCAAGAAAAUUCAUAAAAAUAUAUGGUAGGGCAAAGGGGAACGAAAGACUGAAGAAUUAUCUGUAGGUUGAACAACUUUUGCAUUAAAUGAUUAAAGUAAUGUUAAGGGAUUAAAUCCAAAUCAAAUUAAAUCCAUCCAAAAUCGAAACAAAAGUAUGUUAGAUUUUUCCUUGGACGACAUUGACAUAAACACUCGAUUGUAAAACUGUGGCAACAGAAACUGAAUUGGUAGGUUGUUGUGUCUUCUCUGGUCAGGUCGGGGGCAGCCCCAGGAUCAUGUCAGUGGCCUUCUAUCAGUCGUGUUUCAGUAACGAGAUGCCUAAAAAAACAAAAACCAUUUUCUUACUAUCCAUGUCCCUUCAACAUUUUUUGAUGUAAGGCUGAAUAUUGUUUGUCCUAUUGAUAGUUUUGGUUGCUAUCAGUUAGCCGCACGUUUAUCACAGUGUAACCAAAUGUUAAUUUAUUGCGAAAGAAACAGUGAGAGUUGGAUGAUCUAAUUUACUGUAAAUGAGCUGCUUGGAAGUUUAGAUGUUGGACGGAGAUGUAUUGAUAUAAUUCAGAUUUUGUCCAUCAAACAUUGUUGUCAGAUGUUUGACCCCCCUUAAACAUAUGUUAAAGAUUGCCAAACAUGAUGUUCUGUAAAAUUGUGGCAAAAGUUAUUAUUUUAAUUGCAAUUAGUUUUUUUUUUUUUCUUUUUUUCUCCUUGACACUGUUUUGGCCACAGUGUUUGGUAGUCCAGGGUCUGUGUGGUGCCCUCAUGCUACUACACCUUAAGCCCCAGCACACUAACCUUUCUGCUUUUAUGAUCUAUCACGCUCAGUCAAAUGUUUUUUCAGUCAUACUCAUGUGGGACCUACAGUGUAAUGGCUCAGUGACUGAACUAUGCAACACUGGAUUUAUCCCUCCUUUUUUACUGAUUCAGUUUGAAGUGUACAGCUGCUCUUAGAUCUGUGGCAACAAUCUUUCUAAGAACAACAUGUUGUGUUGAUCGAUGUCUGACACGUUAACUUCAGUUGUUCUACCAGCCAUCAUCAUGCUCUGAUGAUUUUGUGUCUUGUGUUCAGUGUCAUGAACGCCAUCCCUUUAAUUUGUAACCAGGCCAGUGUUUAUAUAUGAUCAUACUGUAUUUUAACGUAAUUAUCCUUUUAUUGUUAUCACAAAUAAAUGAUUUAUAUUUAGUACAA